Eutrema salsugineum is the source of this 2239-nucleotide messenger RNA. Its product is annotated as probable serine/threonine-protein kinase At1g54610. The transcript has 8 exons. Gene Ontology annotation, cellular component: nucleus; cyclin-dependent protein kinase holoenzyme complex. Gene Ontology annotation, biological process: positive regulation of transcription elongation by RNA polymerase II; protein phosphorylation. Bases 342 to 2075 code for a protein of 577 amino acids. Gene Ontology annotation, molecular function: ATP binding; cyclin-dependent protein serine/threonine kinase activity; RNA polymerase II CTD heptapeptide repeat kinase activity. The record is from RefSeq and is a predicted model, not a curated record. Lineage: Eukaryota; Viridiplantae; Streptophyta; Magnoliopsida; Brassicales; Brassicaceae.
ACAAAAUUGUCAAAAAAAAAAAAUUCGGUGAGACCAAAAAAACGCUCGCCUACUUCUCUUCUCGCUCUCCCUCUUGCUCCUCCUCUAUCCCUCUCCCUCACUCCCUCUCUCUUUCAAGCACAGUUUCAAGCUCUGAAGACUCGAUCUCUGCUGGCGAGAAACCUUCAAUCAGAUUCUGCAGCUAGGUUUCUCAUUUUAACUCCUACCUACUUUUUUUUUUUCUUGCGAAAGUUUGAGCUUCCAUGGAGCUCGGAAUCAUCGAUUAGGGUUAGGGAUUUUCCUCGAUUUGACCUAAGUUUCGGAGUUGAAUAAUGGUGAGAGAUGAAGCUUAGAUUGACAAAAUGGGUUGUGUAUUUGGCCGAGAGGCAUCGUCUGGGAGAACAACAGCAACAUCAACAGCAACAGCAACAUCUGAAUCUAAAGUUGCAAAGAGCUCCAAAACUAGCGCAGCGGAAGAAACUGUGAAAGUGAGUAAAACCAAUGGUGCUAUUGUGGAUGUGGAGAAGAAGCAUGAGGAGAUUCCAAAGGAAGAAAACACUGAGAAAGAUAGGAAAUCGAAAGGAGAUCGCAGAAGGUCAAAGCCUAACCCACGGUUGAGUAAUCCAUCAAAGCAUUUGCGUGGUGAACAGGUCGCUGCUGGUUGGCCUUCUUGGCUUUCAGAUGCUUGUGGUGAAGCCCUAAAUGGUUGGAUUCCAAGAAAAGCCGACACUUUUGAGAAAAUCGAUAAGAUUGGACAAGGAACAUACAGUAAUGUGUACAAAGCAAAGGAUAUGUUGACUGGUAAAAUCGUAGCCCUCAAAAAGGUUCGGUUUGACAACUUGGAGCCGGAAAGUGUGAAGUUUAUGGCAAGAGAGAUUCUCGUAUUGAGGAGACUCGAUCAUCCUAACGUUGUGAAGUUGGAAGGUUUGGUUACGUCGAGGAUGUCUUGUAGCUUAUACCUUGUAUUUCAAUACAUGGAUCAUGAUUUGGCUGGUCUUGCUUCAAGCCCUGUUGUUAAGUUCUCAGAACCAGAGGUUAAAUGUUUAAUGCGUCAAUUGCUAUCUGGUAUGGAGCAUUGUCAUAGUCGUGGUGUGCUUCAUCGUGACAUCAAAGGUUCAAAUCUUCUUAUCGAUGAUGGUGGGGUCCUCAAAAUUGCUGAUUUUGGACUGGCGACGAUUUUUGAUCCUAAUCACAAGCGGCCAAUGACGAGUCGAGUGGUCACGCUUUGGUAUCGAGCUCCAGAGCUUCUUCUUGGAGCUACUGAUUAUGGUGUAGGUAUUGAUCUUUGGAGUGCCGGCUGUAUAUUAGCUGAGCUGUUGGCGGGAAGACCUAUUAUGCCCGGUCGGACAGAGGUGGAGCAACUCCAUAAGAUUUACAAGCUCUGUGGUUCACCAUCAGAUGACUACUGGAAAAAAGGAAAAUUCACACACGGAGCGAUAUAUAAACCCCGUGAGCCUUACAAAAGAUGCAUAAGAGUGACGUUUAAAGAUUUCCCGCCAUCAUCUCUUCCACUCAUUGAUGCCCUUCUUUCGAUCGAACCAGAAGAUCGCCAAACUGCAACUGCUGCUUUGAAAAGUGAAUUCUUUACAAGCGAACCAUAUGCGUGUGAACCUGCUGAUCUGCCAAAGUAUCCUCCAAGCAAAGAAAUGGAUGCAAAGCGACGAGAUGAAGAAACUCGGAGACAAAGAGCUGCUAGUAAAGCCCAAGGGGAUGGUGCAAGGAAGAAUCGCCACAGAGAUCGUUCGAAUCGAGCACUUCCAGCUCCAGAAGCUAAUGCCGAACUUCAGACAAAUCUCGAUAGAAGGAGAUUAAUCACACACGCAAACGCAAAGAGCAAGAGCGAGAAGUUUCCACCACCGCACCAAGAUGGUGGAGCAAUGGGACCAUUGGGGGCCUCACAGCACAUAGACCCGACAUUCGUCCCACCAGACAUGGUCUCAUCCUUCACUUCCACUUCCUUCAAUUUUUCCAAAGACGAACCGCCUACGCAAGUCCAGACCUGGUCAGGUCCUUUGGGUCAUCCCAUCACUGGGAUUUCCAGAAGGAAGAAAGAUAAUACCAAAAGCAGUAAAGGAAAGAGAGCAGUGAUGGCUUGAGAAGAUAAAUUGUUGCAAAUGCUAUUUCUUCAAUGUAUAACAGUGUAAGUGUUUUAACUUUAUUAUUCUUUGUGGCUUCCUGAAGAGAAAGUGCUUUAUUCUUUUCAAAUUUGCGUAUACUGUCAUGUAUUUAUAACUUUAUAUAUAUAAGUCGACUUACCACU